GCGAUGGAGGUAAGGGGGCGGCCGCCUGCCGGGGGUUCCCGCGCGGCCUGCGUCCAGAGCCAGGCUCCGUCCUGGGACCCCUGCGGGGUGACAGGUCCAGAGCGGGAUGCUAAGCUGCAGGGGAAAGCCAGUUUACAGAACACCGUGUUUGAUGAGCGGGAGGAAGCGUGGUGGAAACCGCAAAGGAUUUUAACAGGAGAUUCCAUUACUACAUGCCUUUCUCCUUUAGUGCAUGACUUGAUUUGUAACCUUGGUUUUGAACUCAGAGAAAACUGUGAUAUCAACAGCAUUGUAACUCAAAAUGGUGAAGUAUGCUGGAAAGCAAUUACAGACCGUGUGAGCUAUGCAGAAUCAGGGCCGAGUGUGGAUUACAGGAGAAGCGUGCGGCUGUUGGGUCCCGUCUGUGAGGCCAUCCAUCUGCAUAUCUCAUCUCUGACCAGGGCACAGUUUGAAAUUAAGUAUUCACCAUGGUUCCAGUGGACAGCCUAUCCAGAGCUGUUUCUUGAAAUAUUUGAUGCCUUGAAAAGCCUGUACCCUCCUGCCAUCUCCCUCAGCGUGAUGAAAUUGGCUUCCUGUCUGGAACGAGCCUUAGGUGAUGUAUUUUUACUGAUUGGGAAGGAGUGCCCCUUUCUUCUAAGAGAUCUUCUUGCAUCUGCAGAGCUUGCACAAGUCUUUGGACACGCUGUGAUGGACGUACUGAAAGUCUUCAUCGGGUCUCCCUGUGGACUCAACCUGAGAAACAUCUUGUGGCAUGGCUUUGCUUCCCCUCAAGACAUUCCUCCAAAGUACUGUUCAGCCAUGUUGUUGUUGACAGCAGGACUGGGUCAGUUACUGAAGAGCUACCUUCACCAAGCAAAAGUCACACUGGCACAUCGACCUUUUGUAACUCUUACAAACCUAGAGGAUGUGAUCGUUUUCCCUGGUGUUACUGAUGAGGUACUCUCAGCAUUAGAGAACGUGAUGAUGAAAUCUGCCUUCUCAUUAAAAACCAUGUUACCAUACUGGGAAACGGCAGUGAGCAAGUUCAAGGUGCACAGGUUUGCUGACUGCACCAUGCUGUUGCUGUCACAGCUAGAAGCUGGACUCAGGAGAGUGUUUGCUGCAGUUAACAAAUGUCCUGAUAGACUUCUCACGGCCGAGUCAACAAUUCUAUAUACCACGUUUGAUGAAAUACUGGCAAAACACUUGAGUGAUGGUAAUAUCAACCAGCUUCCUCAUUUCCUCGGAGAGCCUGCCAUGGAAUUCUUGUGGGAUUUCCUGAACUAUCAGGAGGGUCCUCGUAUCCGGGAUCGUUUAAGCCAUGGGGAGAUCAACUUACGUGAAUUUCCGAGAGAAGCAGCAAGCCAGCUGCUCACAUUCUCCCUGGUGCUUCUGCUCAGAUUCACUGAGGAAGACACAUUGUCAGAGCUGAAGGAGGAACCAGCAAUACAGUUGCUGGUCAGUCUUGCAGAAGGCUACAGAUCUCGCUGCCACCCAGCCUUCCAGCUUCAAAAACAGGUGCUGAACUGUGAGAAAAGCCUCGGGAUGUGGCCUGUGCUGCCUGUGCCGGAAGAGCCUGGUCAGGAAGCAGCCAGAUUGGAAGGUAAUUCUGAAGCAUAUGCCUGCAACUCUUUAAUUAGCAAGAUUUUGUGUGAGCUCUGCCACCAUAUUCCCGGGAGUACUUGUGCUGUAAAUGGCUUGGAUGGUCUUCCCCCAGAGAAGUGGCCCCAGCUGCUCAAGGAACUCUGCAGCACACGCAUUCCUACCCUGUUCUGCCCCAGACUCGUUCUAGAAGUUCUGGUUGUGCUCCGAGGCAUCAGCUCCCAGUGCCAGCGUGUGUCUGACCAGGUCCUUGCCUCCUUGGAACUGAGACACAGGCAGUGGGUGGAGCACACGCUGCGCUCCAGGCAGCGUCAGAACUAUCUGCGCAUGCUCAACAGUGUUAGACUUCUGUCUCCUGCACUUUACCUGAUUUUGUUGCUCCUUGCACUGGAAUUGGUCAGUGUUCAUACUGUCCACGGUAAAAGUGCUCAGGACCGUCAGCAGUAUCUGAGGUUCUUAAAAUUGAUCCUACAGUACACUGAGAACCUGGUGGCCUAUACUAACCAAGAGAAGAACAAAUGGAAUGAAGCUAUCACUCUUACACAUGCAGUUUUGCUGAGAAUUUGGACUUUCAGUGAGAAGAAACAAAUGUUAAUGCAGUUAGCCAAACAAUCCACAAAUCAAGUUGAUACAAGUUGACAAAGAAAACACAAGUCAGGCUACUCUUGGUUGUGAGAGAAAACUCAAAUAGAUUCAACAGCAAGUAAGUUGGGUAGCAUCCAAAGGUGAGAUGGAUUCUGGUCAUGUACCAGGGAUUCUGGUGGUUCUAGGGGAUAACAGUCAUUCCAUGGGAUGAACAAAUAAUUAAACAUUUGGGAAAGACAGAAGACCAAGACAUGGAGAGAGGGAAAACAACAGCUUUAUUGAAGGAAGAGAUAUGAGGGGACCCAGAGCUUGGAGUCUGCUAAGCAGACUCUCCUGCAGUGGGUAUUUUAAUAGGGCCCCCAGGGUCCCCUUUCCCUUAUUGGUUCUUUUAAGAGUCUGGCCUCUGCCUGCUCUUCUCACAGUGUCUUCUGGGAACAAGAACAAGCUGCUUUUGCUUUCUCUGUCUAUCUCUGCCCCUCUAAUUCUGCCUCCAGGCUCAAGCUGUACUUCUGAAGCUUCCUGAUUUGGUUUCAUUGUGACCCCUGGGCUAGUCUUGAUGCCUGCAGCAGGUUUGAAUUUUCCUGUCCUCGUGGUGACAUUGGAGGAUGUGGUCGUUGCUUUGCCCCUAGUUGUUACCCAGAAACACAUGGCUUCACAUGUCUUGUUAGUCACAUGUUCAUUCUUAGAAGCUAUCCUUGUAGCUAGGGUCUAGCCAUACAAACUGUGGGGGUGUGACAGAUAGUCUCAGUUUGAUGUGUGGGCGAGUUACAGUUAUCCCUGGAGGCAGGAUUGUGUUCAUCAGUGUGCAUUUCAUGGGUAAGUAAUAAGCAGUAGCAGCUUGUGAAGGUGGAGGCCACAAAGCUGGGUGAUGAACCACAGGUCCCCAGUGAGCAUUUGUCAGAGGACACAUUUCUAGAUGAGAAGGUUGAGUGUAGGAGGUUCUGUUAGAGGGGAAGAGGACAUUGAAUCCUAAGAGUUCCCUGAAAAGCUACUUGGUUGUUUGGGGAUCUGCGAAGACAGUCUUCCACCUCAGUUGGUGGUGGCAAAAUCUGGGGAUAAUGCAUUGCUUGCAUGUGUAAUAAUACACUUAGCCAUACCAGCCUUAGUGGGUCAUGGCUUCUCAUAGCCACCUUCCACACCUUGGCUGCAAAUGUCCUGCAGCUAGCCAAGGAAGACUUUUCUGUGCCACUUUAACUGAGCUAUAGAGGAGACUUUGGGGGUACUUUGUGGCAGCUGCACAUUCUGCUUGUUCCUUUGUAAUUUUAACCCCUGCACACAAGUCAGCUUCUGGAUGAAAGAGUAAAUAUACCAAGUUGCUGUUCAUCAA
This is a messenger RNA of Peromyscus eremicus (cactus mouse), 3493 nucleotides long. It is a transcript of the gene Ermard, whose product is annotated as ER membrane associated RNA degradation. NCBI's taxonomy places the organism in Eukaryota, Metazoa, Chordata, Mammalia, Rodentia, Cricetidae. The record is from RefSeq and is a predicted model, not a curated record. The transcript has 18 exons. The coding region runs from base 4 to 2220 and encodes 738 amino acids.